Molecule: messenger RNA, 5356 nt
Organism: Oncorhynchus mykiss (rainbow trout)
Lineage: Eukaryota; Metazoa; Chordata; Actinopteri; Salmoniformes; Salmonidae
Source: RefSeq, a predicted model, not a curated record
UUGCCGCGGUUAGAGAUAUCAAUAUACCGUCGGUGGAAAAAACAAUGUCCUUCAACGUUACGUCUGAUGGGGGGCGCAUUCAUUCCUGCUGGAGCUGAGUCGACGCACCAGGGAUGUUUAGAAGCCGCCCGGACCCACCAGACCAAUAAGGUCUUCAGAAUAAUGCAUUGCCGUUUUCCGACCAUGUUUAUGGUGUGUGGACAUACUGUAGCAGGGUUAAUAAUUCGAACCGGCUAGUGACAGCUGGUUCUCCUGCAAUAGACUAAGUUAUAUCGCUGGAAAUGGUCAUCAUUAGACUGGAUCUGUGUAGCUUCCAGCCGUACCUUUUCUGAAAGGAUGCAGGUGAAAAAUCAGAUCUGUACAGAGAGGAGUACCGAAGACCCCGAACACGAUGAUAACCAGAAACAUACUUCAUGUUUUUCUAAUAUCAAAAUAUUUCUAGUAUCGGAAUGUGCGCUGAUGCUGGCGCAGGGGACGGUUGGCGCGUAUCUGGUGAGUGUUCUGACCACCCUGGAGCGCCGCUUCAACCUCCAGUCCGCCGACGUGGGCGUGAUCGCCAGCAGCUUCGAGAUCGGCAACCUGGCCCUCAUCCUAUUUGUCAGCUACUUCGGCGCAAAGGCCCACCGGCCGCGUCUGAUUGGCUGUGGGGGCCUCGUCAUGGCGCUGGGCGCGCUGCUCUCCGCCCUGCCAGAGUUCCUGACCCACCAGUAUGAGUAUGAGGCCGGGGAUGGGUGGCACGCGGAGGACGGGAGGGAUGUGUGUUCCAACAUGACCAGGACUGAGGGCAGAGACUCCGCCUUCCUGUGUGGGAACAAGUCCAACACCAACAUGAUGUACCUGCUGCUGAUAGGGGCCCAGGUACUGCUGGGGAUCGGGGCAACACCAGUACAGCCUCUAGGGGUGUCCUACAUAGACGACCACGUUAAGAGGAAAGACUCCUCUCUGUAUAUAGGUAUAGUAUUUUCCACGCUGGUGUUUGGCCCAGCCUGUGGCUUCAUAUUAGGAUCCCUCUGCACCAAAGUCUAUGUGGACGCUGUCUUCAUCGACACAAGUAAGCUGGACAUCGGCCCUGACGACCCCAGGUGGAUUGGUGCGUGGUGGGGUGGCUUCUUGCUCUGCGGUGCCUUACUCUUCAUCUCCUCCCUCUUCAUGUUCGGCUUCCCCCAGUCCCUGAAUGAGCAGGAUGUGGACAGUGGGGGGGAGAGUGAACAGGCCAUGUUGCCCCCCUCCCUGUCCAGGGAUUACGAGGGGAACAAGCCCACUAACGGGGCGAUCCAUGGCUUCCAGGCCAAUAGUGGACUGACCUGCUGCGAGCACAUGAGAGUCAUCCCCAAGGUGACCAAGCACCUCCUGUCCAACCCUGUGUUUACCUGCAUCUCGCUGGCAGCCUGUAUGGAGAUCGCUGUGGUUGCAGGCUUCGCCACCUUCCUAGGGAAGUACAUGGAGCAGCAGUUCAACCUCACCACUUCCUCAGCCAAUCAGCUGCUAGGUAUGACAGCCAUUCCGUGUGCGUGUCUGGGUAUCUUCCUGGGUGGUCUCUUGGUGAAGAAGUUAGACCUGUCAGCGUUAGGGGCCAUCCGUAUGGCCAUGGGGGUCAACCUCGUCUCCACCGCCUGUUACGUCUCCUUCCUCUUCCUCGGCUGUGACACCGGCCCUGUCGCCGGGGUGACUGUCGCCUACGGCAACGCAACCUGUUUGCCUGUUCCCAGGACCCUGCGGUCAUGGCAGAGACCGGAGCAUGCCUGCAUCAACAACUGUAACUGCUACACAGCCUCAGUGAGCCCUGUGUGUGGCUCCAACGGGAUCACCUACCUCUCUGCCUGCUUCGCCGGCUGCCUCACACCUAACCUGACCAGCUGUAUGUGUAUCAGCAGUAAGGAGGAGGAGUCGGUGGCGUUGCCGGGGAAAUGUCCCAGUCCAGGCUGCCAACAGGCCUUUAUCACCUUCCUUUGUGUCAUCUGUGUGUGCAGCAUGAUCGGAGCCAUGGCCCAGACACCCUCCGUCGUCAUACUUAUCAGAACAGUGAGCCCUGAGCUAAAAUCCUACGCUCUUGGAGUUCUGUUUCUGGGCCUGAGACUACUAGGUUUCAUCCCUCCCCCUCUGAUCUUCGGCAUGGGCAUCGACUCCACCUGCCUGUUCUGGUCCACAGUCUGUGGAGAUAAGGGAGCCUGCAUGCUGUACGACAACGUGGCCUAUCGACACCUCUACGUGAGUAUCGCCAUCGCUCUCAAGUCCACCGCCUUCAUCCUUUACACCACCACUUGGCAGUGUCUCCGGACCAACUAUAAGAAAUACAUUAAGAACAGUGAAGGCUACCUGACUCCCACCCAGCUGUUUGCCUCCAACGUGACUCUGGACAAACUCGGCAAGGAGAUCACCCAGAACCCAGGCAACCGGACAACAUUUAUAUAUAACCUGGAGGAACCAGAGAUGAGUUAUAACAUGGAGUCUGUUUUAUAGUUUCUCCAAGACCCGGGAGACGACUAACUGGAUGACUGCCUGACUGGCAAGCUAACCUACUGGCUGGCUGCCUGACUGGCAAGCUGGCUGACUGCCUGACUGGCAAGCUAACUAACUGGCUGGCUGCCUGACUGGCAAGCUGGAUGACUGCCUAACUGGCAAGCUAACCUACUGGCUGGCUGCCUGACUGGCAAGCUGGCUGACUGCCUGACUGGCAAGCUAACCUACUGGCUGGCUGGCUGGCAAGCUAACUGGCUGGCUGUCUGACUGGCAAGCUAACUGGCUGGCUUGCUGGCUGACUGCUGUUGCCGUCACAACACACUACUAUUCACUCUUUAUUCUGGUCUUUAAUAGACAUUUCUGAUCAGUUUAAUCCACAUUAACAGGUCUCCUCAUGGGAUGACUGUUCUGAGCCAACACAGUGGUAGACAACACAGUGGUAAUACUGGCUGGGUAGAAUUCAAUGGGUUUUGUCAGGGCCACAGGGGGUGGACUUGUUGUCCUCUCUGGGUGCAGAUCCACAGGGUCAGUCCUGACCUGAUCCACCUCAGAGUGUCUGUUCUCCUCAGCUCUACAUAUCAUAGGAAAUCUCUUUCAGUUCCAACGGACAUAUGAAAGCAUCCCCACUAGAUCAUCUGAAUGAUUUCGGCUUAUGAUUGUCUUUUUAUUCUGACUGGUUGUUUGGUCCUAGUCCAUCCUCUUAAAGGAGGGGCUAGUUGAACCUGCCAUUAAACCAAUGUUUCAUUUGACUGACAGGUUUGCUAGUGGGUUACCAGGUUAGAGUUCCACCACAGAUGAUAGACAGGUUUACCAGCAGGCUAGUGGGUUAGCAGGUUAGAGUUCCACCACAGAUGAUAGACAGGUUUACCAGCAGGCUAGUGGGUUAGCAGGUUAGAAUUCCACCACAGAUGAUAGACAGGUUUACCAGCAGGCUAGUGGGUUAGCAGGUUAGAGUUCCACCACAGAUGGUAGACAGGUUCACCAGCAGGCUAGUGGGUUAGCAGGUUAGAGUUCCACCACAGAUGAUAGACAGGUUUACCAGCAGGCUAGUGGAUUAGCAGGUUAGAAUUCCACCACAGAUGAUAGACAGGUUUACCAGCAGGCUAGUGGGUUAGCAGGUUAGAGUUCCACCACAGAUGAUAGACAGGUUUACCAGCAGGCUAGUGGGUUAGCAGGUUAGAGUUCCACCACAGAUGAUAGACAGGUUUACCAGCAGGCUAGUGGAUUAGCAGGUUAGAGUUCCACCACAGAUGAUAGACAGGUUUACCAGCAGGCUAGUGGGUUAGCAGGUUAGAGUUCCACCACAGAUGAUAGACAGGUUUACCAGCAGGCUAGUGGGUUAGCAGGUUAGAGUUCCACCACAGAUGAUAGACAGGUUUACCAGCAGGCUAGUGGAUUAGCAGGUUAGAGUUCCACCACAGAUGAUAGACAGGUUUACCAGCAGGCUAGUGGGUUAGCAGGUUAGAGUUCCACCACAGAUGGUAGACAGGUUCACCAGCAGGCUAGUGGGUUAGCAGGUUAGAGUUCCACCACAGAUGAUAGACAGGUUUACCAGCAGGCUAGUGGGUUAGCAGGUUAGAGUUCCACCACAGAUGAUAGACAGGUUUACCAGCAGGCUAGUGGGUUAGCAGGUUAGAGUUCCACCACAGAUGAUAGACAGGUUUACCAGCAGGCUAGUGGGUUAACAGGUUAGAGUUCCACCACAGGUGAGUUGGAGAUAGGUUUGCAGAAUUCCAGUAAUUUUCCCAAACUUCCAUGGUUUUCCAGAGAUCCUAGUUGAAGGAUUCCAGAUGUCCUGCUUAUUCCACCCUGAUUCUGGGAACCUUCCAAGUAGGAUUUCUGGAAAACGUAGUCAUUUCACUAGAGUUUUGCAAACCUAGUUAGAGUUAAAGAUAUAUUGAAGAUAGUGAUAUUUAUAGAAGAAGUCUAGAAUGUUCUGGCACUACAUAUCGCUGAUCCCUUUACUUCAUUCACUGUGGUGUUAGUAAAUCUGUGGACAUCACUGCACACGAUUCAGACAGAGAUCAGUAGUUCAACUGUUUGGACACUCAACACCUUACCUUCUGAUUUUUCUUUUAAAACGCCGUAUUCAUGAGUUUUCCAGGAGCUUUUCUAACCAGGAAUAACUCUGGGCUCUAGUCAUGAUCAAGGAAAAUGGUUGUCAGUUCAACCAUAUCUCUGGCUGUUUGGCAGCGAUAUUGUUCUGCUUAUUAUAUUAAUGUAUUUUAGUUGUUAAUUUAAAAUGUUUUUCCUUGAUAGACAUAAAUUGCCAUCAAGAAAAAACUAUAACUUCCAAAAGCAUAUUUUAAAAAACAAUAACAGUGGCAGCAGGUGAUAAUAUUAUUUUGAUGAAAAAGCUAGCUGAUUUAUGCAUGUAAACAUAUAUUCAGUAUGUCACUUGCACGGACAUGGGAGUGGCUGAUGGCUUACCAAGGGUUAAAUCUAUAUUGAGGAGUUAUUAGCCUUCAGAUCCAGAAUGUUCCAGAAGACUUUAUCACGCAAAAUGCAUUGUGGCCAAGACUAAACAGUUCUCUCAUGGAUAACGGUCAAAUACUGACCCGGUCACACAGUUAGGUCUCACUUUUAGUUUUUAGUAAAACUUACAUUCAAUUUUAAUAUGCUAUGCUUCAAAAACAUCUGUCGAGCUAUCUACCACUGAAUCAUUUUAUAUAUUUAUCCUUUAUCAAGGUUAUAGUAUGACCAGGUUAAAGUAUGACCAGGUUAAAGUAGGACCAGGUUAUAGUAGGACCAGGUUAUAGUAGGACCAGGUUAUAGUAGGACCAGGUUAUAGUAGGACCAGAUUAUAGUAGGACAGAGUACCAAGGGAUGUAGGACCAGGUUAUAGUAGGACCAGGUUAUGGUAGGACCAGGUUAUAGUAGGACCAGGUUAUAGUAG